Panthera uncia (snow leopard) is the source of this 1742-nucleotide messenger RNA. It is a transcript of the gene BPI, whose product is annotated as bactericidal permeability increasing protein. The record is from RefSeq and is a predicted model, not a curated record. Gene Ontology annotation, molecular function: lipopolysaccharide binding. Lineage: Eukaryota; Metazoa; Chordata; Mammalia; Carnivora; Felidae. The transcript is spliced from 15 exons. The coding region runs from base 22 to 1473 and encodes 483 amino acids. Gene Ontology annotation, biological process: negative regulation of interleukin-6 production; lipopolysaccharide-mediated signaling pathway; negative regulation of macrophage activation.
GGCGGCUCUGGAGGACAGAACAUGGCCAGGGAACCUGACAAGGCACUGACACCAGCGACCCUGGUGGUGCUGGCCACCCUGGGCACAGCUGCGAUCGCGACCACGAACCCCGGCAUCGUGGCCAGGAUCACCCAGAAAGGCCUGGACUACGCCUGCCAGCAAGGAGUGGCCGUGCUGCAGAAGGAGCUGGAGAAGAUCACCAUCCCCACGUUCUCAGGAAGCUUCAAGAUCAAGCAUCUUGGGAAAGGGCAUUAUAGCUUCUACAGCAUGGCUAUCCGCGGAUUCCAGCUUCCCAGUUCCCAGAUAAAACUAGCUCCCAGUGAGGGCCUCGAUCUCUCCAUCGCAAACGCCAAUGUCAAGAUUAGUGGAAAAUGGAAGGCACGAAAGAACUUCAUCAAAACCAGCGGCAACUUUGACCUGAGUGUGGAGGGCGUCUCCAUCUCGGCCGUUCUGAAGCUGGGCUUUGACCCCGCCUCCGGCCACUGCACCGUCUCCUGUCCCAGAUGCAACAACCACAUCAACGGUGUCCGUGUGCACAUCUCAGGCAGCAGCCUGGGGUGGCUGAUCAACCUCUUCCACGAAAAAAUGGAAUCUUCGCUCCGAAACAGGAUGACCAGCGAGAUCUGCAAGGUGGUGACCAGUUCCGUGUCCUCCAAACUGCAACAGUAUUUAGAGACACUGCCAGUGACAACUCGAAUAGAUCAUGUCGCUGGGAUCAAUUACUCACUGGUGGCACCUCCAACAGCCACGACUGACAACCUGGAUGGGCAGCUGAAGGGGGAGUUUUUCAGGUGGGCCCACCCCAGUCCCCCUCCCUUUGCCCCUCCGCCACUGGCCUUUCCCAGCGACCACGACCGCAUGGUGUACCUGGGCAUCUCCAACUACUUCUUCAACACAGCGGGAUUCGUGUACCAACAGGCCGGGGUCCUGAACCUGACCGUCACAGACAACAUGAUACCAAAGGAAUCCAAAGUCCGACUGACAACCGAAGUUUUUGGAAUCCUCAUACCCCAGGUGGCCAAGAUGUUCCCCAACAUGAAGGUGCAGCUCGUCUUCUGGGCCUCCUCCCCGCCGCACCUCACCAUGCACCCCGAAGGCCUUGUCCUCACCCCUACCCUGGAUGCCCAGGCCUUUGCUGUCCUCCCGAACUCCUCCUUGGCCCCCCUGUUCAUGCUUCGCCUGAGCAUGAACAUUUCUGUGAUGGUCGGAGCCACGCCUGACAGGCUUGUGGGACAGCUCAGGUUGAACAGGCUGCUCCUAGAACUGAAGCACUCAGACAUCGGCCCCUUCUCGGUUGAAGUGCUGCAGGCUGUCAUGAACUAUGUCGUACCCAUUGCUGUGAUUCCCAAGGUCAACGAGCGGCUGCAAGAAGGCUUCCCUCUCCCGAUGCCCAAAAACGUCCAGCUCUUCAAUCUGGUGCUUCAGUCUCACCAGAAUUUCCUGCUGUUCGGUGCAGAUGUUCGCUACGGCUGAAGUGGCCGUGGGCGCCAGGAGGGGAGAGGUUGUCCGCACCUGCUCCUGACGUGCCCGUGGGGCAGAGGCUGCCUUUCUCCAGCCCUUGCACCAGAGGCCCUUGCAAAUUUCUCGGAACUCAGAUUCGGAAAUGACCUCCAUACAGGAACUGUGUUCCUUGAGAAAGCGUGGGAUGUGUAUUUCAGGGAUUAUGAGCGUCCUGCGAGGCCUGAGUCCCCCCUCCCCGCCCCCCAAAAAGCACUGCUUUCUCUGUGGAAUUCUGUGUGAUG